UUCAUCAAUCCUUAUAUCGCUUGAAUAAUUUCAAAAUGUCUCGUCACAAAUCAAAUGACUCAAGAAUAUAUAUUGGUAAUUUACCACCUGACAUCAGGAGCAAAGAUAUUGAAGAUAUAUUUUUUAAAUAUGGAAAAAUUGUGACAAUAGAUCUCAAAAACAGGAAAGGUCCACCGUUUGCUUUUGUUGAAUUUGAUGAUCCUAGGGAUGCUGAAGAUGCUGUUCACGCCAAGGAUGGUUACAAUUAUGAUGGAUACCGACUUCGCGUAGAAUUUCCUCGAGGUGGUAAUCCAACAAACGGAGGAGGUAGAGGUGGGGGCGGAGGAAGGGGAGGUGGUAGUGGUGGCUUCCGAGGAGGUCGUGGAGGUGGUAGUUAUGGAGGAGGCAGUGGAGCUGGAAAAAGAACCGAGCACCGCGUGCUUAUUACUGGCUUACCUCCUACAGGCUCCUGGCAGGAUCUGAAAGAUCACAUGCGAGAGGCUGGCGAUGUUGUUUAUGCCGACGUAUUCAAAGACGGGAGUGGAGUGGUGGAGUACUCAAGCAGAGAUGCCAUGAAAUAUGCACUGAACAAGCUUAGCGACACCAAGUUCACCUCCCACGAGGGUGAGACCUCAUAUGUAAGAGUUAAAUCUGAUGCUCGUUCUAGCCGAGAUGGGCGGUCAAGUUCCAGAGGUUCUAGGCAUAAACGUUCAAGAAGUACGAGCAGAGGUGGAAGAAAUACCCGGGCUUCUCCUUCAUAUUCUCCAGCUAAGAGAUCGCUUUCUAGGUCUCCUUAUUGAUGAAAAUGGGAAAAGAGGUGGAGAGAAAUGAUUCUAUUUUAUUUAGACGAAAUAAUCUGUUCUUUUUGAUUUAAAAAGUCUUUUUUUAUAAAUUUUGUUUUCUAGUAAACGUAUUUUAAGAUGUUUUAGUUUGGAAAAAUAUUUAAAAAAUGGAUGGAAAAUGUUUGAAUAAUUAUAUAUAUUCCUUACCACUUUUUGUUACCUUACAUUUCUAUUGACGUUUUUUUAAAUUUAAUCUCAAGCCUAUCUUAUAUGAAAUUUUGGUUAUUAGCUAUUUAAUACAUAUCUAAAAUCUGAUAAAUUAAGUUAUGGCUCUAUUUUUUUCUAUAAUUUUUUUUUAGAAAUAAUAUGGAAAAAUUUAUAUAUUCUUGUAAAUUGGCUUGAUUGGUAUGUAAUUGUUUGUAUUUUUUUUAUUACUGCGGAUACUUGCUUGAUAAUGUAGAUUUAACAUUGUUAGGGUUUAAUAAUGUUCAUUAUUUAAAUUUCAUUCCUUUUCCUUUUUGUACUUUUACAUCAUUAUGUUAUUACAUACUACAAUAUAUUAUACCAAACUGAUCACUUUUAAACAUACAUUUGUAUCUUUAUCAUAUUAAUUUUAUACAUUUUAUUAAUUU
Molecule: messenger RNA, 1393 nt
Organism: Gordionus sp. m RMFG-2023
Lineage: Eukaryota; Metazoa; Nematomorpha; Gordioida; Chordodea; Parachordodidae
Product: serine/arginine-rich splicing factor 1-like
Exons: 4
Coding region: 36-779 (247 amino acids)
Cellular component (GO): cytoplasm; nucleus
Molecular function (GO): mRNA binding
Source: RefSeq, a predicted model, not a curated record